ACAAUGCCAACUUAAUGAAGGGAAAAUGAAGGGAAUUUUAUAAUUUCAUGGUUGGUAUGCAUGUAAUGGCCUUGAUAAUGUAUGAUGCAAUGCUUUUAGUACGUGUUUGACUUCUUAUGAGUGAUUGUGCUUCUACAAUGACCGAUCGAAAUUGUAAUCGCUAUGACUCAUCAAAUCUGAACUGUAUACGGUUGACGGACUUGACCCUGCAAGAAGCCAUUGAUAUUUUGGAGUGUGAUGAUGCAGAUGAUGUCCAGGGUAUUUUCAUUGAGCCACCCGCACCCAACAUUGAUACUGAUGAGGACUCGGGGGAUGAGGAUGGGGGAGGAUAUGUUGAUAAUCUCACAGGACGACAGUUAACUAGUCAAGUUGAAGUUGUAACAAAUAGCAGAAAUGAUACAUCAGUUCUUGAUAAUACUUUCGAAGAUUUGAGCAGUUCUACUGUAGUAAAAAAUAGUAAAAAGUUGAAGAAAGAAGAUUGGAAAGAUGAAGAUUUGCCACAGAAGGAUGUUUUUUUCCAGAGCCAAAUUAUGUACCUUAUCGGGAUAAGUCUCCAGUUGAAUUAUUUGAAAUGUUUUUUGAUGACGAAAUAAUAAAGCUAUUCAUAGAUGAAUCAUUGAAGUAUGCUCUUUUCAAGAAUUGUAAAGAUCCAAAAAUCACGUCAAAAGAAUUGGAAGUAUUUCUUGCUAUUUUAUUCCUAUCUGGCUACAAUCAGCUUCCGAGUAAACGAUCUUAUUGGGAUGGAAAGAAAGAUAUGAGAAAUGAGAUGGUUGUGGAUUCUAUGAGACGAGACAGGUUUUUAGAAAUUUGUCGUUUUCUUCAUUGUCAAGACAACAACAAUAUUAACAGAAAUGAUAAAAUGUGGAAGCUGAGGCCACUGAUGAACUUACUGCAGAAGAAGUGUAUUGCUCAUUUUCAGCCUGAGGAGAACCUUUCAUUUGAUGAGUCUAUGGUAGCUUACUUUGGUAAACACUCCUGCAAGCAAUUUAUCAGGGGGAAGCCUAUCAGAUUUGGUUACAAAGUCUGGUGUCUGAAUACAGUGUCUGGAUAUUUGAUCAAUUUUGAAAUUUAUCAGGGAAAAAAUCCAUUUGGUAAUGAGGUUUAUGAAAAAGAAUUCGGUAAAUGUGC
Molecule: messenger RNA, 1128 nt
Organism: Nilaparvata lugens (brown planthopper)
Lineage: Eukaryota; Metazoa; Arthropoda; Insecta; Hemiptera; Delphacidae
Exons: 2
Coding region: 117-593 (158 amino acids)
Source: RefSeq, a predicted model, not a curated record